AUGGUCGGUAAAACAGCACUCGUAUUCGGUGCAACUGGAAUAAGCGGUAUCGCAGCGAUAGAGGCGCUCCUCAACGACAGCUCAUACAGCCGCAUUAUAGCCAUUAGCAGGAGGCCAGUUGAGCGUGAAUGCGUUGAGCAUAUCCCAAUCGACCUCAUCCACUCCACGCCAGCGGAAAUUGCUGAUGCUCUUGACGCAGGCGGUGCUGGCUCCUCCACGCACGUCUUCUUCUACGCUUACAUUGACUCGAAGAACACGGAUGAGCAGAACGCAGUCAACAAUCAACUGUUUGAGAGGUCCAUCGAGGGCGUCAGCAUGGCAUGUACCCGCCUCUCCCACUUCCACCUCCAGACCGGGUACAAGUACUACAUGCCGGCCUUUACUGCUGAAAAAUUUCCUCCCUUGCCUUUCAGAGAAGAUGCAGAAAGACAGAGCCACGUGCGCGACUUCUUCUACUAUUACCAGGAAGAUAAGCUAAAGGAGGUGAGUGAGAGAUGCGGUUGGAAGUGGUCUGUCUCGAGACCUUGCGCUAUCACCGGAUUCAGCAAGGGUAAUUGGAUGUCAGUUGCUGUGACGAUGGCGCUGUAUAUCUUUGCUUGUAGGGAGUUUGGCGAGCAUCUGCAUUUUCCUGGACCACUGCUGUGUUAUUCGAUGGAUUAUGAUAAUUCCACAGCGUCAAACAAUGCAGAAUUUCAACUACACUGUGCUGAACAUGCCAACAAUCAGGCAUUCAACAUUCACGAUGGUCAACCUUACCAAUUUAACACCCUUUGGCCAAAGGUAGCGGGAUACUUUGGGAUGGAGGUUCCAUCGCCUCCUGCAGAGGACUUGCAAGUGAAGGAGGGCGAGUUCCUUAAGGUCGCGUUCAGUGUUCAAAAUUGGGCAAAUAAACAUAGAGAAGACUUCCCAGCACUGGUGCACAAGUACAAUCUGGAUCCACACACUUUCGAGUAUGCUAAUUGGUCGAGUAUCGAAAUAUUAGCUGGAUUACCAUUCCCUACAAUCGCAAGCCUCGAAGCAGCCAGAUCAAUUGGAUGGACCAAGUCAAUUGACACAUACGCAGAUGGUUACAAAGAAAUGCACCAACUUCCAAAGAUCUGUAUUCCACCGAACACAAGUUUCAAAGAGGCAUACAUUGACGGCAACGUCCUCUUUCUCAGCAAACAGCAACACAUUGAUCUGAGCAUGAUCAAUCACCACCACAUAAUCACGCGCUGCGUCGAUGAGCUAUUUGUACUCCUCUAUCUCCACAACGAGAGACGCUUGAAAUUAAUACAAAGCUUCACGAAGAAAUCUCUCAACUGCCGCUGUAUCUUGCACAUCAAGACUGUCUCAGAAGACGACGCCAAGUGGCUCUUGAAGAAGAUGAUGAAGUGGUUUCAUUUGAGUAACGUUGACUACAAAAGGGUUUGUGCGUAUGGGAUGGCUGGGGAGUACAACAACGUCUUGCUUUCUGAUCAAGUCGAUCAAACCUCGAAAUUUUCUCUGGAAUCUAAAUCAAUGUCUCAGGUCACCUGCAAUGCUUCAAUGUCCACGCUGUCUUUACAAAGCCGGUCAUCCAUUUCAACAAUCGCCUCAGUUGGCUCCAUUUCCACCCACUCACCUACUAAUAUCCCCUACAAACGCAGCAAGAGCGACAGCACUUCACAGCCCAGACACCCUAAUCUUGUCUGCUUUAGUGGCCAGAAGUCUCUUCACCAAGAGCGCUCUAUCGCGUCUCUCUCAGAUAACGUCAAACCGCCUUUUUUGAGGUCUAUUAGCUCACCCAACCAGCAAGAGUUGGAUAGGUGCAGAUCAGUUGCAUUGUAG
Messenger RNA from Wallemia ichthyophaga EXF-994, 1809 nucleotides. RefSeq lists its product as uncharacterized. Lineage: Eukaryota; Fungi; Basidiomycota; Wallemiomycetes; Wallemiales; Wallemiaceae. The coding region runs from base 1 to 1809 and encodes 602 amino acids. The transcript has 4 exons. The record is from RefSeq and is a predicted model, not a curated record.